Molecule: messenger RNA, 567 nt
Organism: Gracilinanus agilis (Agile Gracile Mouse Opossum)
Lineage: Eukaryota; Metazoa; Chordata; Mammalia; Didelphimorphia; Didelphidae
Product: glutathione S-transferase A1-like
Exons: 4
Coding region: 26-457 (143 amino acids)
Biological process (GO): xenobiotic metabolic process; glutathione metabolic process
Molecular function (GO): glutathione transferase activity
Source: RefSeq, a predicted model, not a curated record
UUCAGAAAACCAGGAAUUGAAAAUCAUGGCUGGGAAGCCCAUACUUCAUUACUUCAAUGGAAGAGGCAGAAUGGAAUCAGUGCGCUGGCUCUUAGCAGUUGCUGGAGUAGAGUUUGAAGAAAAGCUAAUGAAUUCAGCUGAAGAGUUUGAUAACUUAAUUAAGAGUGAGUUCACAGCAUUAAAAAGCCAUGGGAAAAAUUAUCUUGUUGGCAACCAGAUGAGCUGGGCAGAUAUACAGCUGUUUGAAGCCAUCCUAAUGGUUGAAGAAUUGAAGUCAGAUGUUCUCUCUGCAUUCCCUAAACUGCAGGAAUUCAAAGCUAGAAUGGGUAAACUCCCCAACAUUCAGAAAUUCCUUCAGCCUGGAAGUCAAAGAAAAGAAAUGGAUCCGAUGGGUCUUGAAGAGGUAAAGAAGAUAUUCAAGGAUGAUGACUCCUUGUUUCUUAAACAUAUGAGCUGAAUAUUCAGAAAGUGUUCUAAGGAGUGCAAAGUUUCAGUUUCCAUCCAUAGUCAUAAAACUUGGAAGUGCUCCUGAGACAUUCCUUGGUUGAAUAACCAGCAGACCUGAUG